UCAUCGCCGCCCAUAGCAUCCCGCCUUAGAUGGCCAUGCUCGCCGGGGCCGCAUCCCUCAUGGCCUCGGCCUCCGAGGUGGCCGAAGCGGGCGGCGACCCGGCCGUUCUCCACGCGGUCCUGGUCAAGACCGCCUCGUCUUCCCGCGCCGCCUACAACCUCCUCCUCUCCCGCUACCCUCCGUCGCUCUCGCUGCCCUUGCUCUCCCGCCUCCCGUUCCGCCCCACCGCCGCCUCGCUCACCUCCUCGCUCUCCUCCCUCUCCGCGUCCUCCCCGGCCUCCGCGCUCCCGCUCCUACGCCGCGUCCUCGGCAUGUCCUCGGCCCUCCUCGCCGACGGCCCGCUCUCCUCACUCCUCCGCUCCAUGACGCCGUCCCUCGCACCGCUCGUGCACGCCCUCGCCUUCAAGCUCGCCCUCUCCUCGUCUCCUUAUUCCGCCUCGUGCCUUAUUACCCUAUACUCCCGAGCCCGCUCCCCCGCGUCCGCCCGCCACCUGUUCGAUGAAAUCCCCGUUGCAAAUCGGGACCCCGUCUGCUACUCUUCCACGAUUGUUGGGCUCGCACAGAACGGGCAGUACGAAGAAUCUCUUUCUGUGUUCGCUGGUAUGCGCGCAAAUGCUGUUGAUUCUACCAUGUAUGCACUGUCCGGUGCUCUCCGUGCCGCUGCAGGGCUUGCUGUGCUGGAGCAGACUUGCGGGAUUCAUGCGCAUGCGCUGGUGGUUGGGCUUGAUGGAAAUGUGGCUGUUGGGACCGCGCUGGUGGAUGCUUAUGGUAAGGCUGGAGUUGUGGGUGAUGCAGCGAAGGUUUUUGAGGGGUUGGGCGGUGAUCGGAACCUAAUCACAUGGAAUGCGGUGCUGUCUGCUCACGCUCAGCAGGGAGAUGUGCAAGCCGUCAUUGGGCUGUUUAACCAGAUGAUGGAGCUGGGUUUUGCUCCUGAUGGGCUAACAUUCCUUGCUGUUCUCACGGCUUGUAGUAAUGCCGGAGCAGCCACUGAAGCUGAGUUUUGGUUGGAAGCAAUGCAGUCGAAGUACAGUGUGAAGCCUGGCCUUGAGCAUUAUACUUGCGUGGUGGGUGCAAUGGCACGGGUGGGGCGUCUAGUGGAUGCAGAGAGUGUUGCUUGUACAAUGCCAUGCAAGCCAGAUGCAGCAGUGUGGCGGACACUUCUGAUGGGCUGUGUGGUUCACCGCAAGGUUGACAUGGCAGAAUCUAUGGGACAGAGGCUUCUGGAGAUUAAUCCCAAGGAUGACUCAACUUAUGUCAUGCUUGCCAACGUGUACUCAGCAGCUGGGAAAAAGAAUGAGGAGGCUGAGGCAUGGACUGCAAUGAGGGACCGUGGAGUCAGGAAGGAAGGUGGCCGGAGUUGGAUUGAGGUCAGAGGGCGGGUACAUGUGUUUGUUGCAAAUGAAAGAAGGCAUGAACAGCUGCUAGAGAUAUAUGACAAGCUGAAUGAAUUGGUUCAAAAGGUAGAGAAGUUAGGGUACAAGGAGGCAGAUGAGGGUUUCUGGCAUCAUAGUGAAAGAUUGGCCCUUGCAUAUGGGUUGAUCAGUGGUGCUGCACCAUCAGGAAAGGUGUUGAGAAUAGUUAAGAACUUGAGAAUAUGUGCUCAUUGUCAUGAAUUCUUCAAGUAUGCUAGCAUGGUGAUCGACAGAGUAAUUGUAGUACGGGAUGUUAAUAGGUACCACACAAUUAAGAAAGGUGAUUGCAGCUGCAGAGACUACUGGUGAAACACAUAUAUCCUGAGGACAAACUAUGAUGUACUAAUGAGCUGGUGUCGCAACGCCGCGGCGCGACAGGGAGGACCGAGAAGAUGGAAUGGAAGAAGGUAGGGUCCAAGGGAGGUGGCUAUGGCUACCUACAAAAGGCAGCAGGCAGCGAUUUACGGUGGCGGCAGCACUGCAUUACAUUGUGGAGAACUGGAGAUGGAGAAGAAAGAAUCAACAACCAAGGAGAGAGAGAGACGACGGCAGUCGCGUGUGCACUGCGCAAUGCCAUGUGCAUGCACUGAUUAGCUAGGCUAACCCUUACGUGGGCCGGAUGGAUUAGCAAAGUCAGGCUCGCUCGGAAGCCCAUCGGCAUCAUUUGUCUCUUGCUAGUGAUGGAAGGACUGACGUAACAAGGAAGCCACUUAUCAACUUUGUUGCUGCAUCUGCAGCUAGUCUUUUUUUGAAGAACAAAGAUUACAUGGCAAAAUUAUUUCUCAACACUGAUCGUGCCGUGACAUGUCAUGCUCGUGCAGUGCUAGGGUCGACCCGCUCGUUUGGCCAACUAUAUAUAAUCUGUUCCAUCUUC
Sorghum bicolor (sorghum) is the source of this 2286-nucleotide messenger RNA. Its product is annotated as pentatricopeptide repeat-containing protein At2g03880, mitochondrial. Gene Ontology annotation, biological process: RNA modification. Bases 30 to 1721 code for a protein of 563 amino acids. The transcript is spliced from 2 exons. Lineage: Eukaryota; Viridiplantae; Streptophyta; Magnoliopsida; Poales; Poaceae. The record is from RefSeq and is a predicted model, not a curated record. Gene Ontology annotation, molecular function: protein binding; zinc ion binding; RNA binding.